Molecule: messenger RNA, 956 nt
Organism: Serpula lacrymans var. lacrymans S7.9
Lineage: Eukaryota; Fungi; Basidiomycota; Agaricomycetes; Boletales; Serpulaceae
Exons: 2
Coding region: 73-855 (260 amino acids)
Source: RefSeq, a predicted model, not a curated record
GUAUAAUAAAACAUCAUAAUAACCUGACGAUGUCGAAUUCAGUAGACACGCUACGAACUCUCUGUAGACGCCAUGAAGCUAUCAGCGUCCAUUGGACUGCUCAUCGAUCUGCGAUUCGCAAUCCAGUCUGCAUUAUGGCCUACUCUCGCAGCAUUGUGGCUUAGUCCUAGCAUACUACUCCAGCCUACUUUGGUUUCACAUCUAUUCAUGGCACAUGUAUGGACAGCAUUUGGAAAUGGGGUGGACGAGAGAGCUAGACCAGUUAAGAAGGAACUCAUAACUGAUAAUGCACACGGCGUGGUACUUGAUAUAGGAGCAGGACAUGGACACACUAUAAACUACCUACAACGAGACAAGGUGACGAGAUACGUUGCGGUAGAACCAAACAGGCAUAUGCAUGGCAAGAUAAAGGAGGUGGCUGAGAAAGCAGGGUACAGUGAGUCUGCAGGCUCGCUGAUAGUGCUCGCGUGUGGUGCGGAAGAUACGACGGCGAUAAUGAGUGCCCUCGGAGAACGACAUACGGUGGACACACUUAUAUCGGUAAUGACUCUGUGCUCUGUCCCUGACCCGCAGAAGACGAUCAAAGGGCUGGUGGAAGAUGUGCUUAGACCUGGAGGACAAAUGCUGUUUUAUGAGCACGUACUGAGCAGACGUAGAGAUGUGGCAUGGUGGCAGCGGUUCUGGACGCCGUUGUGGGGUUUCGCAUUCGAUGGAUGUCGGCUGAACCGACCAACUGACAUCUGGAUUGAGCGGGCGGGCGGUUGGGCUGAAAAGAAAGUGUGGAGCAAACCAGUUGAGGACGACGAAGAGACUCUGUUUUGGCACCGGGCAGGGAGACUGGUGAAGUGCACGUGAUGUGUGACAAGAUAGUAUCAGACAAGAUGUGACGUGGAGUGUGACUGGGGUGUAGUGGUAAUCUACGAAUCGGAUGAAUUAUUACCAUAAAAGGGUGAUAA